Messenger RNA from Osmia lignaria (orchard mason bee), 2147 nucleotides. It is a transcript of the gene Tmx3, whose product is annotated as Thioredoxin-related transmembrane protein 3. NCBI's taxonomy places the organism in Eukaryota, Metazoa, Arthropoda, Insecta, Hymenoptera, Megachilidae. Gene Ontology annotation, cellular component: endoplasmic reticulum. The record is from RefSeq and is a predicted model, not a curated record.
UUACCAUUAUUUUCAUACCUUUCUUAUUUUUUUGCUAUGUAUACAUAUUCUUCAUUAUGCUCUUCUUCAAUAUCGUCCAUUCGUUUUAUAUUUUUCUAAUAAUGUUACUUAACGAUCUUACUGAUAGUUCAAUUAUCGAUUAAAUUGAUACGAUUUUGAUGAUGAUGAAUCCAAUCCGGAAACCGAAGAUACGAAUCAAAUCUGAUAACUCGUAACAUUUUUAUACGCUCAUAUUUGCAACCGACAAAGAUUUAUAAUUUUAUUUGCAUAUAUUCGAUCGAGCGUGGAUAAUUCCCUGAAGAUUAAUAAUUGGUAUGGUAACACAAUUACGCAGAGUGAUUCAAUUAAUAAUAUUUUGUAAUUGAAUUUCACCACACUGUUUUAAAUAACAUAUUAAAACAAAUAUGAUAAAAAUUUCUGUGGCUGCUUCUUCACUUGAUCGCCUUUCAGUUUCGUAGUUUUCGAUAAUCUCUGUGAAAGGUAUACACCUAUUUUAAAUUUGCAAUUAGUGCAUUUUUUAUACCCCUCUCUAUGCAUUUCAUACGUGGAUAAAGACCUCGUACAUCGGAUUUAAAAUACAAAAGUCAGCAUUCAGGAUGGUUCAGAAGGAGCCGGCAUGAGGAUCGUGUGGCGUUGUAAAACGAAAACAUGUUAAAGAUGUGCUGAAUUUUAUUCUCGUUGCAAUUUACACAACUAAAAAUGUUAAUCAUUAUGAUUAUAUGAAAAUAAAUCGUUUAAACGUAAUAUUUUGGACCUUACACGGUAAAAGAGCAGGUUUUCUCCGAUUAAGAGUCCUGUUGCUGCAAUGGUAACAAUAACGAAAUUCGUGCUCGUCGCAACCCUCUAUGGUAUUUUCACUGAGAUAACAGCAUCACGUGUACUGGAGUUAAGUGACAGGUUCUUGGACAUCCAUAAAGAUGGACAAUGGCUAGUAAUGAUGUAUGCACCAUGGUGUGCACACUGUAAACGUUUGGAACCAAUUUGGGCUCAUGUUGCACAACAUUUACAUGCAACAUCUAUAAGAGUAGGCCGGGUUGAUUGUACUAGAUUUACAAGUGUAGCUCAUGCAUUUAAAGUUAAAGGAUUUCCAACAAUUCUGUUUUUAAAAGGUGAGCAAGAAUUUGUAUAUCACGGGGAUAGAACGCGAGAUGAAAUAGUAAAAUUUGCAUUGAGAGUAAGUGGUCCACCUGUUCAAGAAAUAACAAAAACUCAAAGUUUUGAAACAAUAAAAAACGAACGCGAUUUAUAUUUCUUGUACGUUGGAGAAAGAUCUGGAUUAUUAUGGGAAUUUUACCAUAAGACUGCAGAUGUGUUUCAGCCACAUGCAUUUUUCUAUCAGUCUCAUCCAAAUGUUGUCAGUCAGCAUGCUCCUGUAAAAAAGACUCCGGCAUUGUUCGUUUACAAAGAAAAUUUGCAUUAUAAUUUUACUGGUCAUGAUAUAGUUGAUAUAGAAAAAUUAAAUGAAACAGUAUACAAAUGGAUAAACGCAGAACGUUUCCCUACAUUUCCGAAAGUUACACGAGGAAAUAUAAAUCAAUUAUUUCUAACAAAUAAAAAUCUGGUCUUGGCAGUGGUAGAGGAAAAUCAGUUAGAAGAAGUACCUCCCCAUAUGACACAGUUCAAAGAUAUGGUAGAAUCUAUAAUUAAAAGUAAACGAGAAAAAUAUCACGAUCAUUUUCAGUUUGGUUGGAUAGCUAGUCCUGAUUUAGUCAAUAGUAUAGCAAUGAUGGUUUUGCCAUUACCAAGUUUAAUUGUUAUUAACACUACAACAAACCACCAUCACAUUCCAGAGGACGAAACAGAAAAACUGACACCUCACGUGAUAGAGUUGUUUCUAGAGCAGAUUCGGAAUGAAAGUGCUCCGCGAUAUGGCGGAAACAGUUGGUUAAUACGUAUUUAUAGAUCAUGGUUCGAACUAAAAACAACUCUUACAGCGAUGUGGAUGGGUAAUCCCAUCUUGACAAUGGUUUUAUUUGGUUUACCAGCUGGAUUUUUAUCGUUAAUAUGUUAUGGUAUCUGUUGUCCAGAUAUUUUAGACGCAGACGAUGAUGAAGAAGAUCAUCCAGGAGCAAAUCAUAUGAAAAAAGACUAACAAUAAAACUAAUUGGUUCUUGUAUUGUUGUAUUAGACUUAAGAAAUUUUUUAAA